This is a messenger RNA of Ixodes scapularis (black-legged tick), 1077 nucleotides long. RefSeq names its product diphthine methyl ester synthase (gene Dph5). Gene Ontology annotation, biological process: protein histidyl modification to diphthamide. Lineage: Eukaryota; Metazoa; Arthropoda; Arachnida; Ixodida; Ixodidae. Gene Ontology annotation, molecular function: diphthine synthase activity. The record is from RefSeq and is a predicted model, not a curated record. The transcript has 8 exons. Bases 2 to 970 code for a protein of 322 amino acids.
CAUGAAUCCACACGAUUCGUACUCUCCACGUGCGCGACGUGCACUGUCCUGCUAUUUACGUUCAAUACGUGCGUUCAAGUCAACGCAGGCUCGCACCGGGAAAAUGCUCUAUCUCGUAGGUCUGGGGCUCGGAGAUGUUAAGGACAUCACCUUGCGAGGCUUAGAAAUCGUAAAGAAAUGUUCCAAGGUGUAUCUGGAGUCGUACACAUCUGUGCUCUCCGCUGGACAGAGUCAGCUUGAAAAAUUCUACGGGAAAGAACUGAUCCUUGCCGAUCGGGAAAUGGUCGAGCAAGGAAGUGAAGAAAUGUUGCAGGCUGCGAAAAAUGAAGAUGUCGCUUUUCUCGUUGUUGGCGACCCACUCGGUGCCACCACGCAUUCUGAUCUGAUGCUGCGAGCGCACGAGCUUGGGGUUCAAACUCGGCUGGUCCACAACGCUUCAAUCUUGACGGCUGUUGGAUGCUGCGGCUUGCAGCUCUACAGCUUUGGUGAGACAGUUUCCAUUGUGCUGUGGACCGAGAGCUGGAAACCACACAGCUACUAUGACAAAAUCGCAGCCAAUAGGAGGCGAGGGCUUCACACACUCUGUCUGCUAGACAUCAAGAUGAAAGAAAAGACGGUGGAGAACAUCAUCAAGGGGAGGGACAUCUACGAGCCACCCAGGUUUAUGACGGCUUCCGAAGCUGCAGAUCAGCUACUCCAGAUCCUCGAAACAAAGAAGGAAGAAGGCAUUCCGGAAGGAGAGCUCGCUUACAGCGAAAACAGCAUGUGCAUCGGUCUGGCGCGCGUUGGUACAGAGACCCAACAAGUUGUCUGUGCGUCGCUGAGGGACAUGUCAUCGUGUGACCUUGGUGGCCCUCUCCACAGUCUCAUUGUCCCGGGAAAAUUGCAUCCCAUGGAACUUGAAAUGCUCAAGCUGUUUGUUGUUGACCAGGCAUGGUUUGAUGAGGUCUGUAGAAGAAGCACCGAGUAGGUUAGAAACAGAGACAUGGAACAAGAGACUGCCUCUAAGUGUAUAUACACAUAUAUUUCUCGUGGAUUAUACUUUGGUGUUGAAUAAAUGUUCUUUUGUUUGUUUGA